This is a messenger RNA of Gadus macrocephalus (Pacific cod), 5215 nucleotides long. RefSeq names its product BTB (POZ) domain containing 11b (gene abtb3b). Bases 268 to 3330 code for a protein of 1020 amino acids. The record is from RefSeq and is a predicted model, not a curated record. Lineage: Eukaryota; Metazoa; Chordata; Actinopteri; Gadiformes; Gadidae. The transcript is spliced from 17 exons. Gene Ontology annotation, molecular function: protein heterodimerization activity.
GGGCCCCGCCUCCAACUGUCAGAGACUAUGCGUAAAACACCAAGUGAGCGCCUAGCAGCACUGUUGAUUCUCGACUCGGAUGAAUGUCUCAGAUAAGAUUGAAACACUGAACGACGUGGGCUAUAUAAAAUACAGUGGACCUUUAAAACAGAAGGUUCUUCACUGGAUUUAGCACAACGGUGUAAGAACGACGUUCAAAUCCAUUUAAUGUGGAAUAUUUUACCCAACUUAUCCCACAGCCUUUAGUUUGCAGUAUGAAGUGCAGCUAUGGCAAGCAGGAGUAACAAGUCCGUGGCAAGAACGCUGGAGGAUUUGACGCUCGACUCGGGUUAUGGUGGAGCCGCGGACUCCUUCAGGUCGUCCAGUGCGUCGCUGUGCUGUUCCGAGGCACACGCAACUCAUGCGCAUGGGGGCAACAAUCACUGGCCUUUAACCGACUCCUCGAUGCACAGUCGACACAACAGUCUGGACACUGUCAACACCGUUCUGGUCGAAGACGCCGAGACCCUGGAGUGCUCCGGGCGGUGCGUUAAGCUACCCGAGCUAGAGGACGAGGUACCAUGGAGCCUCGGGGAAGUGGCGAGCGCGCUCCAGCGGGACGAGGAAACCCGGCUACCAACCCUCCCACAGGGCGUCCUGCUCCGGCUCUCCACACUGGUCAGCCGCGCGCUGGUGCGCAUCGCCAAAGAAGCGCAGCGGCUGAGUUUGCGCUACGCCAAAUGCACAAAGUACGAGAUCCAAAGCGCCAUCAAGAUCGUCCUUUCGUGGACGGUUUCGGUGAACUGUAUCGCCGCCGCCGUGAGCGCCUUGUCUCUGUACAACAUGAGCACCGAGGACAAGUUUAGCCGCGGCAAGGCGGUGCGGUGCGGACUCGUGUUCAACGUGGGGAAGUUCUUCAAGUGGAUGGUGGACAGCGGCGUUGCCGUCAGGAUACACGAGCACGCCGCUAUAUACUUGUGUGCGUGCAUGGAGAGCCUCUUCCGGGAGGUGUACACGCGAGUGUUGCGCAGUGCGCUUUUGGAGAAAGAUAACGGAAUUCCUAAAUUCACCCUGGAGUCCAUGGCGCAGGUGAUCAACAGUGACGCUGAGAUAUGGGGGCUACUUCAGCCCUACCAACAUCUAAUUUGUGGGAAGAAUGCAAAUGGUGCGCUCAGCUUACCAGAGAGCUUGACCCUUCACCAGGACCAGCAGCAGAGAGCCGGCAAGAGUGCGGAGGGACGGGCCUACAGUCAGUCUGAGCUGCGCUCCAUUGAGCAGUGCCUGCUGGCCACGCGAGUGGGCAGCAUUUCAGAACUCAGUGACCUGGUGUCCCGGGCCAUGCAGUACCUCCUGCCACUACACAUUAAGAACAUCAGCAACGGCACGCCGGUCCACCAGAAGCCCUGCGCCGUCCACUGGGCCCCGGAGUCCAUCUACACCCUGUGCUACUUCAUGCACUGCCCCCAGAUGGAGUGGGAGAACCCCAACGUGGAGCCCUCCAGGGUCAGCCUGCACGCAGAGAGGCCGUUCGCGGUGCUGCCCCCGCUGAUGGAGUGGCUGCGGGUGGCCGUGGCCCACAGCGCGCACCGCCGCAGCUUCUCCGUGGACAGCGAUGACGUGCGGCAGGCGGCCCGGCUGCUGCUGGCCGGGGUGGACUGCGAACCGCGCCAGCUCAAGACCGACGACUGUUUCUGCGCGUCGCGGAAACUGGACGCCACGUCCACCGAGGCCAAAUUCCUCCAGGACCUGGGCUUCCGGAUGCUCAACUGCGGACGCACGGACCUGGUGAAGCAAGCAGUGAACCUGCUCGGACCGGAUGGCAUCAACACCAUGAGCGAGCAGGGGAUGACCCCUCUGAUGUACGCGUGUGUCCGUGGAGACGAGGCCAUGGUCCAGAUGCUUCUGGAUGCUGGAGCUGAUAUCCACAGUGAGGUUCCAAACUCCGCCCACAGGUACCCCUCAGUCUAUCCCGAAACCCGGCAGGCGACGCCCCUUACCUUCGCUGUGUUACACGGUCAUGUGCCCGUGGUGCAGCUGUUAUUGGAUGCCAAGGCCAGCGUCGAGGGCUCCCUGCAGGACAGGAUGGAGAACUACACGGAGACGCCGCUGCAGCUAGCCGCGGCGGCGGGUAACUUUGAGCUGGUGAGCCUGCUGAUGGAGCGGGGGGCCGACCCCAUGGUGGGCACCAUGUACCGCAACGGCAUCUCCUCGGCCCCCCAGGGAGACAUGAACUCCUACAGUCUGGCCGCCGCACAUGGACACAGGAAUGUGUUCCGUAAGCUGCUCUCUCAGACCGAGAAGGGGGGGAAGGCGGACGUUCUCUCCCUGGAGGAGAUCUUGGCCGAAGGGUCCGAGCUGGAAGCAAAAACAGCAUCCCAGAUGGACCUGAUCCGGACUGGCAAGGCCAAGCUCAAGGCCUUGAAGGAGGCCAUGUACCACAGCUCUGAACACGGGCAUGUGGACAUCACCAUAGACAUACGCAGCCUCGGAGUCCCCUGGACGCUGCACACCUGGCUGGAGUCCCUGCGGACCUGCUUCCUGCAGCACCGCCGGCCGCUGAUCCAGGGCCUGCUGAAGGAGUUCUGCUGCAUCGAGGAGGAGGAGUACACCAUGGAGCUCAUCACCCACGGCAUGCCCCUCAUGUUCCAGAUCCUCCGAGCCAGCAAGAACGAGGUGAUCAGCCAGCAGCUGUCGGUGAUCUUCACCCAGUGCUACGGGCCCUACCCUAUUCCCAAACUCACCGAGAUCAAGAGGAAACAGACAUCCCGUCUGGAUCCUCACUUCCUGAACAACAAGGACAUGUCAGAUGUUACCUUUCUGGUGGAGGGAAAACCCUUUUAUGCACACAAAGUGCUCCUCUUUACAGCCUCCAACAGGUUCAAGACUCUCCUAGCAAACCGGCCCUCAGGCGAAAAUACUUGCAUUGAAAUAAGCCAUGUCAAGUACCACAUCUUUCAGCUGGUGAUGCAGUACUUGUACUUUGGUGGAACCGACGCCGUUCACAUUCGGAACACGGACGUGAUGGAGCUCCUCUCGGCGGCCAAGUUCUUCCAGCUGGAAGCUCUGCAGAGGCACUGCGAGAUCAUCUGCUCCAAGAACAUCAACACAGAGACGUGCGUGGAGCUCUACAAUCACACCAAGUUCCUGGACGCCCCAGAGCUGGCGUCCUACAUCGAGGGCUACUUCCUGAAGAACAUGGUGAUCCUCAUCGAGCUGGAGCCCUUCAAACAGCUGCUGUACGACACACCCCCAGAAAGCCCCGGCGGUGACAUCCUGCAGGAGCUGGAGAAAACGCUAGCGGUCCGCAUCCAGUCCAUCCACCUCUCCUCCUCCAAGGGAUCCAUCGUUUGAGCCUCCCCCCCAAAUCCACCACCACCACCACGCCUCCUCUUUCCUCUUAUAGACCACAGGACAGAUCAUGGAAAUGAUUCAUAUUCUGCAGGACUGCCUAUCCUCCAGCGAUGGAUACACUGUCAAGAGGGUGAAAAUGACAAACACAAAAAGAAUAAUGGGAGUUACAGACUGCCGCAGCUGCAAUGUGUGUCGCUGUGAAUGUCAUUGAAAUGCUAAUUAGUUUUUACCUUUCAGCAUAGAUUUAGUGAACCAUCUGUCCGCCGGCUCUGUUGCUAUAAGACUUUUGCUAUGCACUACUACAUAAAGGUCGCCGUCGUUACAACAUUGCUACUUUAUAACCUACUGUUUGAUGGUAGCAGUUGUUGGUAAUGCAUCGGAACCAAGCAGAACUGUAAUGUAGGAACUUUAAAGAGAAUUGUAAGGGAAGAGCAGAAGGACAAAAAAGCUUCAGUACAGCUCUGUUGGAUUAGCAAGCUAGUCUACAGCAUUGUGUCGCUAGUGUUUUCUGGUAGAAAAGCAAGAGCCGUCGACACAACCCAUUAGCAUUGUCCGCUGUAGUUUAAAGGUAUGACAGUGAAACAUUCCAAUAUUUUUUUAAGUCAAGCAGUCGUUGUUGUUUCUUAGUAGUAGGCCGAUUCUACUGCAGGUCGUAUAGUUAUGUAAGAAAAUAUAUAAUGCUUUCCUCUCUUCUUGUCCACAACACCUAUCCAAAAAUAAGUAGCAAUUGUAUUAUUUCUCUUUGUUUAAUACAAUGGUACACAAAGAAAAACUGUCAUUAGUAUCGUUGAACAAUCAAGUAUUUGAACUUCACUUGCAGUUACAUUAUCUAAACUAAUGCUUCUUUACAAACCAGGACAAACGGAUAUAUACCAAUCAUGUGACUAAAGCAAACUAAGGAAAAUCAAGCAAAUUAAUUGUGGUAAUCAAGACACUUUCCUUGCUCCUUUUAUGGUGUAAAUAUUGUUCAUAUGUAAGUUAAUGUACAUAUAUAUAGCCACAGAUGUUUUCUCAUGUCUUACCAUUAUAAACUUGUAAACAGUAAGCUGUACAAAGGCUACUUUUAAAGUAACUCUCUGUUAAAGCGUUGCAUGUCAGAGGUAUGACUGUUUUUGUAUUUCUGUUUUAGUUUUAGACGAUGCUUAAAGAGAUGCAUGGACACGAUGAAAAGGAAAGGACGGGAAAAUUGUGAACAUAUUUUUGUUGUCUGCAUGAUGUGUGUCUCGAUGUGUUUCAACCAAACGUUGUGUUUCGGUUGUUUGAAAGGGAUUGAAAGUCGAAACCAUUUGAGGAAAUACCUUGGGCAUUUCCGUGGUGAAAGCAUACGCUGCUUAGCUGUGUUUUUCAGGGAUUGUUAAAUCACAUCAAAUGUAUACAAUGUGUGACCUUUAAUGUGUUUUGUCUCUAAAGAUUAAUAUAAAGAAGGCUGUAUGAGGUGAGAUUCCUUUGGCUAUGAUACUGCAACAGAACAACACAAGGUAGAAUUUGUUUUGUUUGGUAGCAGUUGUAGCAUCUGUGGUCCUUUGCUCAUGUUUAUUUUUUUUAAUCAAAGGCAUUGUUGCUCUCAAUUGUUCACACGAAUUAAAUCAUGUUAUGGAAAUCCGACUACUAAACGCUCAGACAAGACAACACACACACACUUUUUGAUUCUAAUCAUCUUCUGGAAUGGGCAUACAAAAAGGGAAUUAUACCUGUCUGUGGGUGAGGGAACACACUCAAGUAGAUAGCCAUUGAGAGGUACUUGUUGCUCCUAAGUUAUAGAGAACUAAUUUAAGUGUUUAGGGGGACAAAAAUGUUUUCAUCAUUGUUCAUCAUAACAAAAAUCAAUCAUUCAAUCCCCCCUACCCCAGCACUGCUAUCAAUAAAUUGCUGCAUAGGGCUACAA